AUGAGAUUGGAAGAGUCAACACAGGAGCGAAGCAAGGAGCAUGAGUGGGCUACCACUAUGUUCGACGUGUUCGAGUUGCCGACAGUUUGGUCAGCAAGGAAGUCAACCGAUGAAGCAAGGAGGGAUAAUGCGACGUCUACACCAGUCAUGGAUUCACCACAACGAGUGCAUCAAGGUCAAGGGACAUCAGCAUCUCCAGCGCAACAAGCAGUUCAAGGACAACGACUUGCUCCGUCUCCAGUUCAACCAAGAAGGACAACCCGUGUCAGGAAGAACGUCGUCAAGUACGAUCCAUCAGCUCACAUCUAA
This is a messenger RNA of Caenorhabditis remanei, 309 nucleotides long. RefSeq lists its product as uncharacterized. The record is from RefSeq and is a predicted model, not a curated record. Lineage: Eukaryota; Metazoa; Nematoda; Chromadorea; Rhabditida; Rhabditidae. Bases 1 to 309 code for a protein of 102 amino acids. The transcript has a single exon.